CAGUUAGGGCUACCCAGAGACCCUGUCUCAAAAAACAAAAGUGUGACCACCACUGCCCAGGUUUUUUAUUUAUUCUUAUUUUAUGUGCACUGGUGUUUUGCCUGCAUGUAUAUCUGUGUGAUGUCAGAUCCCCUGGAACUGGAGACUUGACAGUUGUGAGGCAGUGGCUCUGGAGGAUAAGUGGAGGGUAUCUAGGGUUGGUAGGGAGAGGCAGAGACUGCCAGGUGGGUGACAAGAGGGACUCAAGUCCUCUAGGCCCCUAGUGGUAGGCACUCAACCCUUUCCAGCUGCUCUCAUCUUCCAUUGUCUCUGAAGUAACCAGUAUAUAAGAACCGGUCAAGAUUUGGCCAAGGAAGGAGGUAAGUUUCAUGGCUUAGUUACACAGGUCGCAGCUUUAGCUGCACAAAAGCCUGAGGCAGGAAUAUACCAAGUUUAAAGCCAACCUUUGCAAGUUAGCAAAACCCUGUCACAAAGCACCCCCACCAAAACAAAACAAAAAAACCUAAAAGCUAAAAGGACCCAGAUGUGAAAUACUUGAUUCAGAUGACAGCAAGGUAUAGCCCCACAGGGAAAUUCAAAAAUCAAGCUGUUAGGCACACCCUGGAAAUUACAGCAGGGUGGGGGAGGAGGCAGGUGAGGUUAAGGUGGCACUUUAGGAAGGAGCUGCCUACCUCCUUUGUUCCCUUGGCUAGGGGAGAAAAGGAGCCCCAGGUGGCAGUUCCAGCCCCUCAGUUCUGUUUCAGUACAAAGGACUUCAUUUUUUCCUCCUACCUGUUCUGCUUUACCCCUCCCCCAGCACAGUCCUCCUGUGAUUAAUCCUCUUAGAUUUUGUGCUUGAAGAAUAACCAGGAAGCUGAAAAGUUUCCAGGUGUGUAUGCUCAACAGGGACACGGUUUAGGGCAGUGUUGGGAAAUUCCACUUCACUGCUUCCGGCUGCUCAGAGCCCCUUCAAGCACCCUGCAGGAGGCCACAAUUAUGGCAGGUCCAAGACACCCAGUAUCAGCACAUGCUGUAGCCCUGGUACAGAUGGAGCGACUUCAGACAUUUGCCUUCUCUGUGCGGUGGUCAGACAACAGUGACUCGUCUGUUCGCAGGAGCUGGGAUGAGUUUAGGCAGCUCCAGAAGAUCCUUAAGAAAACCUUCCCAGUGGAGGCGGGCCUGCUCCGAAGAUCUGAGAGAGUUCUUCCCAAGCUUCCUGAUGUUCCACUGCUGACGCGUCGGGGACAUACUGGCCGAGGCCUGGUGCGCUUGCAGCUGCUGGACACCUAUGUACAGGCACUGCUGGCAGCCUCAGAGCAUGUAUUAAGGAGCUCAGCACUCAAUGACUUCUUUGCACCCAGUCCUCUGGAUCUGAAGCCCAUGCUGCCUCCUGGCAGCCUGGUAAUCUUGCCCACACCAGAGGAGCCCUUAUCCCAACCUGCAAGCAGCCUUGCCAUUCAUAACCUGGAGGCUCAAAGCAUGCGCUGUCUACAGCCUUUCCACACCCAUGACACAAGAGACAGGCCUUUCCACACACAGGCUCAAGAAAUUCUGGACGUAUUACUACGACAUCCUUCAGGCUGGUGGCUGGUGGAGAACAAGGAUCAACAAACAGCCUGGUUUCCAGCUCCCUACCUGGAAGAAGUAGCCCAAGGCCAGGGCCAGGAGUCAGGCCUAGCUUUCCAAGGCAGUGGGACAAAGUUCUGUGCUACCCAGACCUAUGAGGGCAGUGGCACUGAUGAGCUAUCAGUGCCUGCAGGGGCACAUGUGUAUGUGCUGGAAACCUCAGACCGUGGCUGGUGGCUGUGCAGGUACAAUGGACGGGUAGGCCUGUUUCCUGCAGUGCUACUGCAACCUGAAGGGCUGGGCUGCCUCCUGAGCAGGUCAGGGCUCCCAGACAGUGGGAGGGAAGACAAGGUGACCAAGGAUAGGAUUGUUCCCCCUGUAGUACCAACUCGCCCCUGUACGAGUGCCAUCCAGAGCCGAUGCUGCUCCAUCACCCGCAGGGCACUGGGGCAGGACCAAAGGACCCAGGGUCCCUUUUGAUGAUGUGUGUAGCCCUGCAGAGAGGUUGUACUGUCAACCCCAACCCCAGCCAAAUGCAGGGAUCCAGAUCUGUCAAGGGAAAAGGAUAGGGUGGGGCUCGAUGGCUGGCAGGGCCAAGGAGCAACAACUUCCCAUUUCCUUUAAAUAAAACUGGAAUG
Phodopus roborovskii (desert hamster) is the source of this 2183-nucleotide messenger RNA. RefSeq names its product NADPH oxidase organizer 1 (gene Noxo1). Gene Ontology annotation, biological process: superoxide anion generation. Gene Ontology annotation, molecular function: protein binding; superoxide-generating NADPH oxidase activator activity; phosphatidylinositol binding. The coding region runs from base 976 to 2025 and encodes 349 amino acids. The record is from RefSeq and is a predicted model, not a curated record. NCBI's taxonomy places the organism in Eukaryota, Metazoa, Chordata, Mammalia, Rodentia, Cricetidae. The transcript has 8 exons.